AGGCAUACAGUUCUCUGGGCGGGCCGCCUAAUCGGGCUUUGGCGGUUGCUUCGGGGCCGCUACGCCCCAAACGAACAGCGCAUCCCGGCUUCUGUUGCCCCCGAAACCCGACAACUUGCCAGAAGUGGACAGAGCCCAGACCCGGGGGUAUUUGCACACCUGGUCACGAUGGUCCCGGUUGAAAGUGCCUACUCCGGGAAAGUGGUACCGACCAAUCGGUCAACCCUCCUCACGCCAAAAGAGGCGCCAGUUCGCUCUCGAACGGCAGAAGGGAGACUGCCAUGA
Protopolystoma xenopodis is the source of this 285-nucleotide messenger RNA. NCBI's taxonomy places the organism in Eukaryota, Metazoa, Platyhelminthes, Monogenea, Polystomatidea, Polystomatidae. The record is from the annotation of a GenBank genome assembly.